AUGCCUGGUCCUGAUCAUGGAAUAAAUCCUGAAAACGAGAUAAAGGAUGGAAAGCUUGGCGAAGGACACUAUAAUGGAGUUCAAAGGAUAGGUGAAGGAACUUAUGGAUGUGUAUAUAAGGCUAAGGAUACGAAAACAAAUACAUAUUACGCCUUGAAGCAGAUGAAGUUGAAUGCGUAAGUGUGCUAUUAAUUUUUCAUAGUUCUGUUUAGGGAUGAAGAAGGAGUUCCGAGUGUUUGUAUCAGAGAGAUCAGUAUAUUAAAGACAUUAAAUCAUGCCAAUGUGGUCAAACUAUAUGAUGUUGUACUCAGACGUAUGUUGUUUUUUCUUUUUAUGUCGUGAAACAAGAAUUAAAAUCGUUGAGGUGUAUUAUUCUUUGUAGAUGGCAAGGACAUCAUCCUCGUAUUCGAAUACUUGAAUGGAGAUCUCUCUGAGCUCUUAAAAAGGAAUAGAGGAGUGCCAUUACAUCCACAUUUGACAAGAGUAAGGGGUUUUUACUCGUUUUAUCAUUUUUUUUACAAUGUAUACUAAUAACUCUUUUAGUUUAUGAAUACCAAUAUUAUGGUUUUUUAGAGUUUUAUGCGACAACUUCUUACAGCUCUGAAUUACUGUCAUUCAAGGAGAGUUAUUCAUAGAGAUCUGAAGCCAGCUAACAUCUUGGUAAUGAAGAAUGGAGUUGUCAAACUCGCAGACUUUGGUUUGGCACGGUAAGUUGUUGGUUUUUUGUAUUAUUCAUGACACAUUUUACACUUUUAUUAUUAUUUUUUUUUGGUUUCAUUUAUACUUUACACUUUUUAUAUAACAAAGUUAAAGGUACAUUUUUGAAGAUAAUAUUAUCAUACACAGAUUACUGGGAUUUCAGGACUGUUUCAAUACCUAGUCGAUGUUAUACUCAUGAAGUGGUAACGAUGUGGUAUCGCCCGCCUGAGUUGUUUUUGGGGGCAAAAUUCUACAGCUCGGCGUUGGAUAUCUGGAGUCUUGGAUGUAUAUUCGCUGAAAUGUGUAGAGGGAAAGCUCUGUUCGAUGGCCUUUCAGAGAUCCAGAUGUUGUUCAAGAUAUUUGAAAAGUUGGGGACACCGACGCCUGAGGUAAUCAUGUUUUCUAUUAGCUUUUUAACAUCAAGCCUUUUGACCUUUUUUAAUACCUAAAAACUAAAAUUUAUUAUUUUUAAAAGUGUUUAGGUAGUAGGUCAGGAUUCUGGUCAAUACAUGAUCAUUAAAGGUAGAAAAAUAUCAUAUCAAUAAUUUGUCUUUACAAUCGCAUUUCUUUAUUAAAUUUGUAAUAGAAAAAUACAUUUCCAAAACAGGUAUUGUGUUGUGAUGUGAUUAAUGAUACGUGUAAAAGAAAUGUUGUUUUAGAUAUGGCCCGGAAUCGACAAGCUUCGAGACUACAAUCCACAGUUCCCAAAGUUUAAGAAAAAGUUGUUUAACCAGUUCCUUCCAGGACUAGACCCAUUUGCUGUUGAUCUCCUUGAAGUAAGUGUUUUUAAAUUUUAACAGAAGCAUUUAUGUGCAAAAUUGUGCUUCUAAAAUUAAGAAAACGGUAAAUCUGAUCGUUUUUUGCACUGUGAACAACGGUCAACAUACUGAGCAUAUGCUGGUCAAUUUUUUCUGGAUGUUGAAAUGACCUUUAAGCGUUCUAGUAUCUUUUUCGAUCCACCACAGCCUGAGUGUUAUCAUUUCCAAAAAUGUUUACAUUAUGUUUUGCAGCAAAUGCUAGUAUACCAUCCUCCUGCCCGAAUAACGGCCAGCUCUUCUCUCUGCCACGCCUAUCUGACCGACGUGACUGAGCCGUUCCCUGCAAUAGAGCAAUAUUAUAACUAA
Molecule: messenger RNA, 1823 nt
Organism: Bursaphelenchus okinawaensis
Lineage: Eukaryota; Metazoa; Nematoda; Chromadorea; Rhabditida; Aphelenchoididae
Source: the annotation of a GenBank genome assembly